UUUGCCCAGUGCCCACCUGCUUCCUUCCCCUCCCCGACCAACUUCCAAAACCGACCAAAUAAACCCAUCCCUCCUCACUCAUCCACCCAUCAAUCACACGCACACACACAUCUUCACAGACCAAUCCUCUCGCUCGCCGCGCCACCCCAGCGCACGCACACGCAGCUCAGAGCGCCAAUGGCAAGAACCGGCGCCGCCCCGCGUCACCUCGUCCUGGCUGCCCUCGCGCUCUGCGCCGCGUGCGCGUGCGCCCCGGCAGGUGCGCUCCAGCCGUCGACCAUCUCCGCCGCGCCCGAGCCGUCACCGUACCCGCUGCUGCAGCCGCGGCACGGCGGCCGGCAGCCCAGCGCCCCCUCGGCGCUCCCGCCGUCGCUCUCGCUCUCCCCGGACAUAAUGCCGCUGCUCCCGUCCCCGGGCCCGGGAGACGACGCGCUGGCACCGUCCGACGCGGCGGCCACCAUCCCGUCCAGCCCGAGCCCGCCCAACCCCGACGCGCUCGAGCCGGACUCCGCGUUCGCGCCGUUCGGCUCCGCCGCGCCCGCCGCCGUCGCCGGGAUGCAGUCCUCCGCGCCGCCGCCGGCGUCCCGAGUGUCCUGGGCGGCGCUCCCGGCCGUGGGGCUCGUGGCCGCCAUGUGGUUGGCGUAGCGGAUAGGACAGGGGAUGAGGGACAGCGGCAGCAAUCCGCCAGGCCUCAGGCGUGCAGGGAAAGUUGGUCGGUCGGCUGUGCAGGAUUCGCAUGCGCUCCAACCGAAGAUAAUUAUUACCUUUUGUUCUUCACAAUGUUCUUGGUCAUCUCUUGUAAAUUUCAUCCUUAGUUGAUAAAUUGUUUCUCCGGUGCUACAUCAUAUAGCCUUUUUUCCCUGUAUUUUUGUGAUUUUUGGUGUGUGGAGAUUAUUUGAGCCAUUCUUGUAAUAAGAUUAGACUGGAUGGGUGGUUAGUUGAUGAUUAUAUUGCAAUGUCAUUUCUUGGGA
Hordeum vulgare subsp. vulgare (domesticated barley) is the source of this 971-nucleotide messenger RNA. RefSeq names its product classical arabinogalactan protein 25-like. The record is from RefSeq and is a predicted model, not a curated record. NCBI's taxonomy places the organism in Eukaryota, Viridiplantae, Streptophyta, Magnoliopsida, Poales, Poaceae. The transcript has a single exon. The coding region runs from base 178 to 645 and encodes 155 amino acids.